AUGGACGUCAAGUACCCUAAGGGGUUCAUCAAGAAGGUGAAGCAGGCAAUCAUGGCAUCGGUGGUGGAAGGGGUGAAGUACAAGGAGUGUAGUAGGAACCACGCGCUGGCUACCGAUGGGAAAGUUGUGGAUGGCUACGGGGAGUGGAUGCUGUUGGGGGACUUGAACCCCACCGACACAUUGUCAUACAACCGCCCGCCGGGGGCAUUGCAGAUCCAAAGGCUCCCCGCCCAGCUCUCGUUGGCGACAGCGCCACCGCCCCAUGGGGUUAUGUCGGCAAGGAAGUGGUCCCGCACCAUGUUCACUGCCUACCAGAAGAUGCACAUGCAGGAGCUGUCGAAGCACCUAGGGUGGCGCCUGCAGAAGCGCGAUAAGGACAUCAUCGAAGCGAGGUGCCAUGACAUUGGCAUCAGUAAGGACAUCUUCAGGAACUGGAGGCACAACAAUAAGCGCAAUUAA
This is a messenger RNA of Triticum urartu, 459 nucleotides long. The record is from RefSeq and is a predicted model, not a curated record. Lineage: Eukaryota; Viridiplantae; Streptophyta; Magnoliopsida; Poales; Poaceae.